This is a messenger RNA of Exaiptasia diaphana, 1065 nucleotides long. RefSeq lists its product as uncharacterized. NCBI's taxonomy places the organism in Eukaryota, Metazoa, Cnidaria, Anthozoa, Actiniaria, Aiptasiidae. The coding region runs from base 472 to 1065 and encodes 197 amino acids. The transcript is spliced from 3 exons. Gene Ontology annotation, molecular function: phosphatidylinositol-4-phosphate binding. The record is from RefSeq and is a predicted model, not a curated record.
AAUCAGAGCGCGCGUAAUAUGAAAGUUAUUUUAUAAAAGGCUUUGCUUCUGGUUUAUUCUUCAAUAAUUUCUCUAAAUAUUUGUUACUGUCUUUUAGGACAUAUUAAAUAAACUAGAAACAACAACAACAAAAAAACCCUCAUUACUUCAUUAAUCCAAUCUUUCCUUCGUUCCUCAUUCCCGAUUGUAUUGUUGUGACCACUAAAAGCGCACCUAACGCUGUUGCUAAGUUACAUAUUACAAUAUGGCGGCCUGUUCCUUACAUUACAUCAUCAGCCAUAUUCAUCCGCACUGCGUAAUUCUAAAUCUCACGAGACUUGGUAUUUACAAAUCAAAUUAUACAAUGACAACAGAGCUAUAAAUAUGUGGUGUCUUGUAUAAAAGUCGGUAUCUGUAGGUACGCUGUUCAGCAUCUACACAGCCGAUUUAGAUCGAAUUUUGGCCUGCGCUCGCCGUAGCUGUUUUAAGCUGAUGUUCAUUACGGUUAUCAUGUCAGAAACAGCAGAUAACGCUGUGACACAGAUGACAAGAGCUGUUGUUAAAAUCGUCAGCUCUUCCAACUUUAACAAGGAUGACUUYCUAGCUGAAAAGCUGAAGCUUUCCCAAGCUUUUUGCUUGUUGUGGCAAGACCCGAAGAGCGGYGAUGUUUCAGGAAGAAAGCUUAGUUGUGAGUGCAAUGCAGCUGCCGCCGCCGCGGCCUUGRUCGACUUGGUCGCCUUGGGCAGAGUAGAAGUCGAAGUAAAGCCAAACAGAACGCUUGGAUUUAGAAAUGACCUUAAUCUKUUGAAGGUCAUAAAUGAACAGCCAACUGGUACGUUUCUUGACGACACAGUAUUUGACAAAAGGCUCAAAAUUUUCAACAAAGCAGCACCAAAURAAURCAAACCUGAAAAAGUCAAAGAUAUARUAUUUGGAGAUUUAUGGCGAUGGACYUCCACAAAUCAAGUUUCAACUCUUGCUCUAAAAAGUUUGGUUGACCUUGGUGUCCUGAGCAUGAAGGAAACAUGUUGGGGUCGUCGAUAUCCAAUUGAAAAACCAGGUAUUAAUAUACUUGCAGACGAAUAA